UGUAGUCACAUACACUAGCACAUCCAUAUCACUCUUAUAUCCACUUUGGGUUGAUAGUUUUUAAAGUCAUAGAGGCAAUUAAAAUAUACACUGUUAGAUGAGUCAUUGGGGUAGUCAGGGAUGGGGGUUAAAUCCGAGGUAUGGUCUCCAGUGCUGAGCGCCCGUCGCCAUGCCUCAGAAAAUUGUGGAUCAAGGACUUCCUGCUCAUGGCCUGGCAGAAGGAUGCCAAAUCUGUCAAGAUCAAAAAGAACAAGGAUAAUGUGAAGUUCAAAGUUCGCUACAACAGGUACCUUUACACCCUGGUCAUCACAGACAAGGAGAAAGCUGAGAAGUUCAAACAGUCUCUGCCCCCUGGCUUGGCAGUAAAGGAGCUGAAAUGAAGCAGACCUCUGUGUUUGACUAUUAAAAACUCUAAAAAAUA
Molecule: messenger RNA, 421 nt
Organism: Alexandromys fortis (reed vole)
Lineage: Eukaryota; Metazoa; Chordata; Mammalia; Rodentia; Cricetidae
Product: 60S ribosomal protein L38-like
Exons: 1
Coding region: 141-380 (79 amino acids)
Biological process (GO): translation; protein-RNA complex assembly
Cellular component (GO): cytosolic large ribosomal subunit; ribosome
Molecular function (GO): structural constituent of ribosome
Source: RefSeq, a predicted model, not a curated record